AUAUUCUUGGCUUGUUCUAGCGUUCUGUACUGCUCCACGCGGAUAACUGGAAGCAAAACCGACAACCCGAUCCUCGUUUACCUUCUCCAUUGUUUCUGACUCGGCAUUCCAUGAACAAAAUCACAGAUCCGAUAGUUGAUUUCUAAUACAGUACGCGAUCCAAUCAACCUUUUCAAAUAAAAUUCCGCUUCAAAUCCUUUCUCGCCUGUAAAUAGAUUUACCACACAAUGCCAUCUUUGCACCAAAGAACUCUCCAAACUUCACUCUCCGAUCCAUACCCUUUAUCGCCUCGCUAUUCCUCUAAUUCCCAAAGGCAAAUUUCAAUAUUUAGCCGCACUGGCCUCGUAAUUUUAUUCUGUCUUAUGCUAAUUCUCGGAGUAUUCAUGCCAUGGACGGGGAUGCCUCAGGGUAUCUUCUCCGUGACUAAACCCUCUGUUAGUAAAUGGCGUCACUACACUCUGGCUGAAGCGGUGUCUUUUGUGGCCAAGAAUGGGACUGUAAUUGUUUGUGCAGUUAGCCACCCUUACUUGCCGUUCCUUAACAACUGGUUGAUUAGUAUUGCAAGGCAAAAGCAUCAAGACGAGGUCCUUGUCAUUGCUGAAGAUUAUGCCACACUUUAUAAGGUCAAUGAGAAGUGGCCUGGCCAUGCUGUGCUCGUUCCGCCAGCUCCUGAUUCCCAAACUGCCCAUAAGUUUGGUUCUCAGGGAUUCUUCAAUUUUACAUCUCGAAGGCCUCGUCAUCUGCUGCACAUUUUGGAGCUUGGUUAUAAUGUAAUGUACAAUGAUGUUGAUAUGGUCUGGUUAGGAGAUCCCUUCCCCUAUUUGCAAGGAAACCAUGAUGUGUACUUCACUGACGACAUGGCUGCUGUGAAGCCUCUGAACCACUCCCAUGAUUUACCACCUCCAGGUAAAAAAGGGCGCACUUAUAUAUGCAGUUGCAUGAUUUUCCUGCGUCCUACAAAUGGAGCAAAACUAGUUAUGAAGAAGUGGAUUAAGGAACUUCAAUUUCAGCCAUGGUCCAAAGCAAAGAAAUCAAAUGAUCAACCAGCUUUCAACUGGGCAUUAAACAAAACUGCUGGACAGGUAGACCUCUACCUGCUGCCACAGGCAGCAUUCCCAACGGGAGGGCUAUACUUCAAGAACCAUACGUGGGUGGAAGAAACAAAGGGAAAGCAUGUUAUCAUUCACAACAAUUACAUCACAGGUUUCGAGAAGAAGAUAAAGCGAUUUCAUGAUUUUGGCCUGUGGUUGGCGGAUGAUCAUUCUCAAGAGUCCCCACUAGGCAAAUUACGAUGAGUUGUUUUACAUACGAGUUAUAUCCAUCCAUGCCACCAUCAACUGUCAAUCAUGGAAUUGAGCUGAAGAGUGUGGAGCAAGCGUGUGGUGCUCAUUUGUUACUUUUUUAGGAUUAUGGCGUGGGAUAUUUUUUGGGGUAGAUGGUCAUGGCAGGGUUGAUUAGUCUGUUUCAUGGAAAUGGAAUGGUUUUACAUUCUUUCUCACCCAUGGAAUUCAUUCAUUGCACAAUGGAACUGCAAAAGCAUCCUUGUUAUUUUGUUGAAAUGAAUUAUAUGGCAAUUCCAUUUCUGGAAAAAAAGUGGAUAAUAGACUUGGAACAUUGACAUUGGGAAUGUAAUACGUUCAUGGAAAGUAAAUUUUCUGUACAAAAUGAAGCCAUUCUUCUGAA
Manihot esculenta (cassava) is the source of this 1683-nucleotide messenger RNA. Its product is annotated as UDP-D-xylose:L-fucose alpha-1,3-D-xylosyltransferase MGP4. The transcript has 4 exons. Gene Ontology annotation, cellular component: Golgi apparatus. The record is from RefSeq and is a predicted model, not a curated record. Lineage: Eukaryota; Viridiplantae; Streptophyta; Magnoliopsida; Malpighiales; Euphorbiaceae. Bases 228 to 1295 code for a protein of 355 amino acids. Gene Ontology annotation, molecular function: glycosyltransferase activity.